CUCACACACAAUCUGCUCUCUCCUCCGACUCCCACCAGCUCAGCAGACCCUGCAGCUCCUGUGAUUCUCCGAUUUUUGCUUUGAUUCACCUCAGACACCUUGGAACUGUACAGGACUUAAUCUUUUUUUCUAAAAAGAAAGGAUUUUUUUCCCCACUGCAGCAUGGAGAGCACCACUGGGGAAUAUGUUGAUAACUAUGACUAUUAUGAUGACAAUGAGACUGCCUGUGACUUCUCGGAGUGGGAGCCCUCAUACUCCCUCAUCCCGGUCCUCUACAUGCUCAUCUUCAUCCUGGGCCUGUCAGGUAACGGUGUGGUCAUCUUCACUGUCUGGAGAUCCAAAUCUAAGCGUCGGGCUGCAGAUGUCUACAUAGGAAACCUGGCCCUUGCUGACCUCACCUUUGUUAUAACCCUGCCUCUCUGGGCCGUGUACACGGCCCUGGGCUACCACUGGCCCUUUGGUGUGGCUCUGUGCAAGAUCAGCAGCUAUGUUGUUCUGGUUAACAUGUACGCAAGCGUUUUCUGCCUCACCUGCCUCAGCUUUGACCGCUACCUAGCCAUCGUGCACUCUCUGUCCAGCAGCAGGCUGCGCUCUCGGGGCACCAUGCUGGCGUCCUUGGGUGCAAUUUGGUUCCUGUCCGGCCUGCUGGCUGUGCCCACGCUGCUCUUCCGCACCACGGUGAACGACCAGAACAGCAACAGGACAACAUGCGCCAUGGACUUCAGCCUGGUGACCAUGAACCAGAGGCAUGAGUACCUCUGGAUUGCUGGGCUCAGCCUCUCCUCCUCUGCCUUGGGUUUCCUCCUACCUUUCUUGGCCAUGACCAUCUUCUACUGCUUCAUUGGCUGCACCGUCACACGCCACUUCAACAACCUGCGCAAGGAGGACCAGAAGAAGAAACGGCUGCUGAAGAUCAUCACCACACUGGUGGUGGUAUUUGCAAUCUGCUGGACUCCCUUUCACGUCCUAAAGAGCAUGGACGCCCUCUCUUACCUGAAUCUGGCCCCAAGCUCCUGCGGGUUCCUCCGCUUCCUACUGCUGGCUCACCCUUAUGCAACCUGCCUGGCCUACGUCAACAGCUGCCUCAACCCGUUCUUGUACGCCUUCUUUGACCUGCGUUUUCGUUCCCAAUGCCUGUGCCUGCUCAACCUGAAGAAGGCUAUGCAUGGUCAGAUGAGCUCCAUGUCGUCCACGCUGAGCGCCCAGACUCAGAAGUCAGAGAUUCAGUCUCUGGCCACCAAGGUGUAGAGUGUAAAAGGAAAGGUGGAGCGAGGCUGCGGGCCGGUCUCAGCUCCAACCACUGGAACACUUGUAAAAAAAGACUUUACGUGUCCAUUUUUCAAAGCUGAGAUGAUGAACUUCCACUGCUCACAGUCAUGAAAUCCAUAAUAUGUUCCUGCUACUCUACAGCGAGAGAUGUGGAUGCUCUGCGUGGACUUGAAGCAGGAGCCGGCUGGCUGAGCUCCUCCGCUGCUUUGUUCCUCAAAUUCUCAGAGAAGAAAAGUUUAAUUUUGUCUUUGCAAAAGUUCUAAUUUCUACCUAGAAAGAGGGCAAAAUUAUUUUAGACACACACACUGAUGUUGGUAAUUGUAAAUGAAUUUACAUGGAAAUCUGUUUACACUGGAUGAAACAUAAAGCUGUACAGUAUUUUCAUACCAUAGCAUUUUUUUUUCUUGUUCGGAGAUAUUGCUGUUUUGUUUUAGAAGCACUUGUUGAAAAGAUGUGCGAGCAGGGAAAUCAAACAGAGCAGCGUGUCCUCUUUGUUGUUUGUGAAGGUAGAAGUCUGCAGGAGGGAGGGAGGUGGGUGUAAGAGGAGAAAAGGUGUUGUGGCUUAAUUAUAUAGUUUGUGGAGAGGAGACAGGGGGCAGACAAGCAGAUGGCAGUUGACAAAUGUUGUUGGGGAACGGGGUGGGGUGGGGUGAAGGCGUUUCACAGUGUAGUCACAGCACUAAAGGGGGACAAAGGAACUCUGUAAAUAAAUGUUCCAAUCUGAUGUACAUGUUUUAUUUUUUUGACAUCACUGUAACUAACUACUGUAUUAAAGAUGUGUUCUAUGAA
This is a messenger RNA of Plectropomus leopardus (leopard coralgrouper), 2058 nucleotides long. RefSeq names its product apelin receptor a (gene aplnra). Gene Ontology annotation, cellular component: membrane; external side of plasma membrane. NCBI's taxonomy places the organism in Eukaryota, Metazoa, Chordata, Actinopteri, Perciformes, Serranidae. The record is from RefSeq and is a predicted model, not a curated record. Gene Ontology annotation, molecular function: C-C chemokine binding; C-C chemokine receptor activity. Gene Ontology annotation, biological process: calcium-mediated signaling; positive regulation of cytosolic calcium ion concentration; G protein-coupled receptor signaling pathway.